AUGGACUUCGAAGUUCCUGACGGCGUCGCGAUCACAUUUGACACAUUCUCUCCCCAGCACAGCAGCAGUUGCAGCUACGAGGAUGGUGAUGACAGCGACAAAGUCGACGUCGCUGCCGACACGUCCGAUCAUCCACAGCCUUCGUCAUCCCCAUUCUCGAACGUCAUCGAUACAUGGUACCUGGGAGACAUCAUGGACAAGAUCAACGCGUUGGACGCGGUCACCGGCGGCCGCGUCCGCGAUGUCCUCACGAAGCUUCGGUCGCGCGCGUACGCCCCCGUGCCACUGGAUAACGCGUCAUGGACUGUCGUGUUUUGCAGUCUAUGUCAACGAUACGCCACACAUGAUGCCGCGCAUCAUCUCUGUCGGAUAUGUCAUCGCAUGGGAGACCACACGACCGCCACGUGCACCCUUGUUCCUCCAUUGAACCGCAAGUGCACAUUUUGCGGCAGUCAGCCCACUGGCCACGACUCGAACGACCACUGCUGCGUCCACUGCUACACUCGCGGACAACAUAACUCUUGUGGACGGUCGUCCUUGUCUUCCGUCGCGUUGUCGUGGAGUAGCCACGUUGCGUCGUCGUCGAUACGGAGUCUAGAACCACCACCACUUCCUGUAGCCGCCCCUGGUUCAUCCACGACUACAAAUUCACCAGCUACAACCCCGGCUACAACCCCAGCUACGUCGUCGGCUACAGCGACGUCUCCACCAGGGUGUGCGUUUUGCGGCGGCACUGACCAUGACACGGUUCAUCACCGGUGCCGACGCUGUCACAUACAAGGCCACCAUCGAUCGAGGCAAUGCACGAGCAAGUCCAGUCUUGGCUCGUCCGUGGUGUCGACCCUCCUGGCGUUGCCCGCGCAGGCCAUCGUACAUCAAUACCGGAGCACCCUAUCGAACUUGUCGCCUUGGACAUCACGAAGUGACACGACGGCGGUAUUUCUCCUUUCGGAUAUGGAACUUCGACUGCGCCACACGCUGCAGCGAUUGGGCUUGUGGGGUGCCGGCUCGCAGACUCCCAUCGGCACCCCCAACAGUGACCAGUACCACGCUCCAGCAGCAACCAGUUUAGCCACUUCGUUGCCCCCAACACCGCCGCCGCUGCCGCCGCACUACUCUGUGGUCGUGGCAUAUCGAGAAGGUUCGAGCGUUGUGCCCGAUCGCAUUCUCAAGUUUAUGCGACUACUCAUGCACACAAACGUGUCGACGAAUGCGUUUCACGUGGAGGUUCACGCCAACGCCUCGGAUGACAAGCGACCUGGGAUGGUUAGUCCCAAGUCGCUGCCUCCGUCCCCUCAGACCCGCGCGGCGUACCAAACCCACAUGGACGGCUACACAGAGUCUGUCCUCGUCGGCGCCAAACUCAAACUCGUCGCGUACGUGCAAACUGCAGCCACCCCACAAGUCUAGCCACUGCUGCGACCAGGAACCACCUCAACAUCUGAAACUGGCAAACGACUUCUACAAAUACUAGUAACGUUACUCUAUUCGUACUACUACUGUAGUACUAUUAGUAUUGAACAACAAACACCCAAUACUGUACUGUA
This is a messenger RNA of Aphanomyces astaci, 1547 nucleotides long. RefSeq lists its product as hypothetical. The coding region runs from base 1 to 1410 and encodes 469 amino acids. The transcript has 3 exons. Lineage: Eukaryota; Oomycota; Saprolegniomycetes; Saprolegniales; Verrucalvaceae. The record is from RefSeq and is a predicted model, not a curated record.